CUAUUAAACAAUGUUCAGCAUCUCUCUCCCUCCUUCACCAUCAUUUCCCCCCUCCCUUUCCUCUCUCAGGCUGAGCUGGGGCACACGCUCUGGUCUCUGUGUUUGACAAGGGGGAACCCAAAGACAUAGCAACGAUAGCAUCCCCUGGGAGAGAAAGAGGAGAGUGAGAAGGACCCCUCCUCCACCAGGCCAAUAGAGGAAAUUGUGAAGGAGAGAAGGAUAGAGAAGGAGGCAUGUCGCAGAGAGCUGAAGCAUCCAGCACUGAAUCAGCGCUGUUACAGUAUCAGCACCACAGAGGAAGAGAUGAGGCCUGAGCUGUGCGUCUGCUCUUGUCUUCCAGAAGCGGGAGAAAGGCAGAUGCAGAAUAAAGUGACAAUCAACCCUUCUUUAAGGUUGGAGGACCACAUCCUCGGUGCUCUCCUCCCAGUUACACAAUCAGCCUUUUCCUGUGUAGUAUCUGGAACCGAAGACACAAAGACAACAUCUGUUCUUCUGGUGGCCUAGUGAGGAACAUCUGGGAAGGGAAAGGAAAGCUAUAUUAGCUUGUGCGUCUGGGAUUACCUGGAUGUCAUUUUAUGCUCGACUCAGGAGGACACUAAAGACGGGAAGGACACUUUGUAGCUUACCACCAUUCAACAACAAAGACAGACCACCCAGCUAUAUUAGCAGGUGCCAACGCUUCAUUCUGGAUCUUUAUUACUUGCUAUCGUGUCCGCCGAAGUUGUGCUGCACUACAAAACUCCACUCAGAUAUCUUCUUUCAUGUCCCUGCCUUCCUUAAUAGACCAGACACUGUUUUCCAAGUGUACUUGUAGCCUCAAAAGUAGUGUCUGCCUGACCUUAUACCAUUUUUUUGCCCUCCUGGAGAGGGGGCUGGGGAGUACAGUGAGAGGCGGAGUGUAGGGAGGGGGUGCAGGGCCAAAGGGGGUUUAGACGUUAAGAUGCAGAGCUCCCCCCAGAGGAGAGAAGCUGUAGAGGAGGCUGGAGGCCUCUCUCUGAAUCAUGUGCUCUCGGGGGGUGGGGAAGACCACGGAGCAAGGGGGACGGAGUGGCAGAGCUGGGGAGAGGGAAAGAAUCCGAGGGAGAGUACGGGCAGUCAUUGGUCAGCUAGAGGGAAUUUUACGGGAUCUCAAGCAAGUGGCCAAAGAGCUGAGAGAGGUGGUGGAGCAGAUAGACAGACUUACCUCGGACUUUGAGUUUGAACUAGACACUGAUGACUGGACUCCUGGAACUGUUAGUAGCACAUCCAGCAGUGAAAAGGGAGGUCCUCUCUGUGACCUGGGACCCCUGGAUUUCCUGAGUUCAGACAGCUGGGAGUUCUGUUCUUUUCUAGAAGCCUCCACACCUUCUGACUCUGGAGAUGGCUCAGACCGGCCCCCUGACUUUAGGCUUCUUAAUGGAGGAGCCACACCGAAUGGGCCAGAUUCAUCUAGUGAAGAAACUCCUGUGCCACCACAGAAGCCCCUUCCAUCCAGGACACCUGGUUCCAGAGACCGGGUGAGGUUCAGUGAUAAAGUUCUAUACCAUGCACUCUGCUGUGAUGACAGCGAAGAUCCCCCUUAUGGCCAGGAGACUCCUCGAGACCCUCCAAGAGCUUCUGUCCCUUGUGCUGUCAUACGGAGCAACAAAGGAGGAGUCGCUGGAGUCAGGAGGGGCACCAGGAACUGCAGUACCCAGACCGUGUGUGACAAGAGCACCCAGACUGUGUUACCAUAUGUGCCAAAAAAGGGAAAGAAGGAGCAGAGUUAAAUGGUGGAAGUAUGAGGAUAACAGAUAGUAUGGGAGAUGUAAGUGUAGAAGCAAUCAGGGCAAUAAAGAGAGGUUGGGAAAAAAAGAUAUGAAAUGGACCAUCAGAGCUAUUUGAAGGAGUAUACUGUAC
This is a messenger RNA of Nanorana parkeri, 1878 nucleotides long. RefSeq names its product chromosome unknown C15orf59 homolog (gene INSYN1). Bases 1002 to 1748 code for a protein of 248 amino acids. Gene Ontology annotation, biological process: inhibitory postsynaptic potential. The record is from RefSeq and is a predicted model, not a curated record. NCBI's taxonomy places the organism in Eukaryota, Metazoa, Chordata, Amphibia, Anura, Dicroglossidae. The transcript has 4 exons. Gene Ontology annotation, cellular component: postsynaptic density.